UAACUUGUUUCCGGAUUUUAAUGAGGGAGGUGGAGAUGAAAAAUGUAGAUUAUUUUUGUUGGAACUGACACUACUGGCUCCGCAAUGUCACUGCAAGAGCUAGAGCAGGAUCCUUUUGAUCCAGAGGAGUUUGUAGAACGGCUGGCCUGGAGGACAAUGGGAACUAAGGCUCGGAGUAACCCAGACGAGUUCUACCCAAUGACACUCCAUGGGGCCUUUGAGAAGACCAUCCGAGACCUGAAAGACAUGAAUGCCAGGAUGCAAAAGAAUGUGGAAAAGUUAGAGAGUGAGUGCCAGGAAGAAGAGAAACGGCAUUGGCAGAGAGUGGCAGAGUUACAAAAGACAAACCAGCAAUCUUAUGCUCACUUCCAAGAGUUGAAUGAACGGAUCAACUUUGUGGCCACCAAGGUUGUUCAUUUAGGGGAUCAGUUGGAGGGUGUGAACAACCCCAGGGCACGGGCGGUGGAGGCACAGAGGCUUAUGAACUACUUCUCAGAGUUUCUGUCAGAUGAACCAUUAAAGUCAGCUGUCUUUACUGACCCCUUCCAGCUACAGUUGGCAGCUGAUAUCAUCCAGAAGCUCCACCUAGUGGCCAUGGAGUUGCCAAAGGGAGAGAAGUUUGUAAAAGCCCGAAACAGAAUCAAUGUGAAAUACGAGCACAUUGAGAAGGAGCUGAUAGAAGAGUUCCGAAUCGCUCAUCAGGCCGGGGAGCGGAAACAGAUGAAAAGGGUGGCCUCUGUCCUCUCCCACUUCAAGGGAUAUGGCCAGUGCAUUAAUGCUUUCAUAGAAGAGUGUCAGAAAGGUGCCUACAAAAGAGAAGAUCUGUAUGCAGACAUAGUGCCUCUGUGUCAGACAACCUACCAGCUGAUCAAUGAAGUCUUCACCAGUCCAGAGACUGUCAUGAGCAAGUUUAUACAGAACAUCUACCUGGUCAAGUUAAAGAACAACAUCAAUGAACAGUUACAAAAUACAACAGAUUCAGAAAAAUAUUUACAGAAACUUUUUAAAUAUUAUACAAAAACAACAAAACUGUCUAAUGAGCUGUCAACCUUUAAGCUGGGUAAUGACAGUUCCUUCCUCAAUAAACAGACCAAAGCUAUCUUUGAUUCAUAUUUGGACACCUACAUCAGCCUGGAGACGCGGUACCUAAAGGAACGAGGGGUGACCAUCUUACAGCGGUACUACCACGGCAAGGACCACGAGAAGAAGCAGUUUCAGUCUGGAGGGAUUCAUGACUUAAGGAGAGAUCUACAGGCUAAGAUAGGCACAAUAUCAAACAAAGCCAACAUAAACAUUGGACCUGCCAUAGAGAAUUAUGGAGGGGAGACUUUCUUGAGUCAGGAGGUGGCCAUCAGCGUGUUGCAGGAGACUAAGGAGGCCUUCAAACGCUGCAAAGUUUUGUCUGGCCCAUCAGACCUUCCUAAGAAUGCUGUGAGAAUAUUUGAGGUUCUGGUACAAUUCCUGAUCACAGAGCAUAUAGACUAUGCCGUGGAGUUGGGGUUACAGGCUGUGCCCUUAGCGGAACCAAAAUCAGAACCACAGGUGUAUUACUUUGAUGUUGUGGGACAGGCCAACACCAUCUUCCACCUGUUUGAGAAACAGUUCAGUGACAGCCUGGUACCCUUAGUUCUGUCCUCCCCUCAGCACAGUGAAUGUGUAACAAGGAAGAGAGAACUGAUUGAACAGCUGGAGAACAAGAUGGACCUUGGACUGGACAGAUCUGUGUCAGCCAUCAUUGGCUGGAUCAGGUUUAUCCUGGCCACAGAACAGAAAAAAACAGAUUUCAAAAAUGAUGCAGAAGAUGCUCCUCUGUCUAUGUUGUCUCCGGCAUGUGAAAAAGUGACAAAAUUUCUGAGUCGACAAGUGCGAAAAAUCCGUGAUGGUUUAGAUGGGAAGAAUGUGGAGGCAACUCUGAUGGAGUUAGGCACACGCUUUCAUCGGCUAAUCUUUGAACAUUUCCAACAGUUCCAGUACAAUUCAAUAGGGGCCAUGUUGGUGAUCUGUGAUGUGAAUGAAUACAGGAAGUGUGUGAAGGAUUUCCAAUUGCCACUGAUCACACAGCUGUUUGAAAAGUUGCACGCGCUGUGUAACUUGCUUGUAGUGGUACCUGAGAACCUGAAGCAGGUGUGCACGGGAGACCCACUGACUGGCCUGGAGAAACAAGUUCUGCUCUCUUUUGUUCAGCUGAGAGCCGAUUACAAGACUGCCAGGAUUGCCAACAUCCUCAAAUAGACAACACAUCAACACAUUGUAUGCAUAGAACCUUUUUGUGCUUAUAGGACCUGUUUGUGCAUAAAGAACCAGUUUCUGUAUAAAGAACCUGUUUGUGCAGAUUGGACAUGUUUACUUACUGCCAACAUUGAUAUCCAGCACAGACAUCUUGGGCGUGUGCAUAUAGGACCUGUUUCCUCAAUGUCAACACUGAUCUACCAUGGUGACAUAUAGGACCUGUUUCCUUGCUGUCAACACUGAUCUACAAUACUGACAUACAAGACCUGUUUCCUUGCUGUCAACACUGAUCUACAAUACUGACAUACAAGACCUGUUUCCUUACUGUCAACACUGGUCUACAGUACUUGACAUAUAAGACCUGUUUCCUUACUGUCAACACUGGUCUACAGGACUGACAUAUAGGACCUGUUUCCUUACUGUCAGCAUUGAUAUACAUGUACAUGUACAGUACUGACAGCGUGGUGCUGCCUGGAUUUUGUGCCUCUGAUGGUUUGGGACUGUUUUGUCUUGGUUCUUCUAGCAGGGAUGGCCUCCCAAGGGCACAUAACCUGGGAUGACUGGCCUCACAAGGACAUACCUACUUUGGCUGGCCUCACGCGUGACAUAACCUACCCUGGCUGGCCUCAUGGGGGCAUAACCUACAUGUACUCUGGCUUGCCUCAUGAGGGCAUAAGCUACUCUGGUUAAUCUCAAGGGGGCAUAAGCUGCCCCUGGCUGGCCUCACAGGGACAUAACCUGCGAUGAUUGGCCUCAUGGGGAUAUAACCUACUCUGGCUGGCCUCACAAGGACAUAACGUACUCUAGCUGGUCUCACAAGGACGUAACAUACUCUUGCUGGUCUCAUGAGGGCAUAAGAUACUCUGGCUAGCUUCAUGAGGGAAGAAACCUACUCUGGCUGGCUUUACGGGGACAUUGCUUACACUGGCUGACUCUCACAGUGGAUGGGAUACAGUGUCAGGCUACAGCUCCGGCUGGGUCAGGUACUCCUCGACAUCAGACAUGUCAGGUGCCUGGCAAAGUGCUGCAGUUGCCUUCCAUUGGUUUUACUGUAUAAACCCCACAUAUGCCAUUUCAGAGACGACCAAUAAGUCAUCCUUAUGCAUUAUUGGGGGUAAAAUAUGGUUGUCAGCUUGAUGCAGUUGUGGAUUAGACUUCUGACAGUAGGCAUUGACUGAUUGCUACAUGUAUCUCUGGAUGUCAUUUUACACAUGUUGCUUAUGAAAUGCUGUGGAAAUAAUACCAUGAUAAUUGUUUCAGACAAGUAAUGUAGCUUUGUUGCCAUAAAUUGAGGGCGUCAGUUCUGUUUGUGUAAUCUUUUAUGGUUAAUUUCUUGUUCAGGACACUUGAACGCCAUCUGAAAACAGUGCAUCCAGUUGUAAACAGUACAUAAUUCAGUGGGCGCAAGCUCUGAAAGCUUCUGGUUGUAAAGUAGGGUACUUUCAUAUCUUGUUGCUCCUUGGACUACCUGAGCUAGUGUAUGUUUGAUGUCGUCUUUUGCUGAUGUCUCUGUAUGCUAUAGGGCAACAUCAUUUAUGAGAGAAGUUAUGAUAAAUUAAUUUACAAAGAUUUGUUAAUUAUUUAUUUAUAUUGUUGGUGUUUUGCGCCAUACUCAAGAAUAUUUCACUUAUACGACGAUGGGGAGGAAAUACAAAGUUUUUUUACAAGUGGGCCGUGGUUUCCAUUACAUUGACUUCAAGUGGCAUUUAGAACUGCAUUAUAUGACUGUGCAGUCCAUAUGUCUAUUCAAAUGCUACUGCGUGUAUAACUAUUAUAAAUUACAACAACAAUGAACAAUUUGUAAACAAAACUUGUCAAAAUUUGUAACAAUACUUACGUUUGAACUCAUUAUGUGGUUAUAAUGUCAUGGAUGUACAUUUAGAUAUAUAACUAUGUGCUGUUGACAUUGUACAUGUAAUGGAUAUAUAAUUAUUAAGAUCUUCAUUUACUCCCAUCAUUAUAUGAAUUUCUUUCUCCAAACUGGUAUGAUAAAAGCUGUAAUCUGUAGUCAGAAAUGUUACAAUGUAUUGUCUGUAUGCCUGUAUAAAUGUGCAGAGUGCCAAUACUGUUAAUAUAUUGGUGAUUGAAAUGUGUAAGAAUACCCCAGCUUAUAUAUGUGUGUAAAUAUGCACUAUUCAAAAACAUGACUAUAUAAACAUCAAACACGUUUGGCUCUGUUUUGUUAGCUCGCCAUUACAAAGUAAGACAAGGUGUUGUGGGUGGGGGAGAGUAGUAGUGUUUGUGUUUGUCUCCUGGUAAGGUCAGAUGUUGAGUAUAAGGUUUCAGGUUCUUUAUGUACAUGCUUUGAAGAUGUAGACCUCUUAACUCUGUGA
This is a messenger RNA of Liolophura sinensis, 4562 nucleotides long. RefSeq names its product exocyst complex component 5-like. The coding region runs from base 85 to 2232 and encodes 715 amino acids. The transcript has 19 exons. The record is from RefSeq and is a predicted model, not a curated record. NCBI's taxonomy places the organism in Eukaryota, Metazoa, Mollusca, Polyplacophora, Chitonida, Chitonidae. Gene Ontology annotation, biological process: Golgi to plasma membrane transport; exocytosis. Gene Ontology annotation, cellular component: exocyst; cytoplasm.